Symbiodinium natans is the source of this 1194-nucleotide messenger RNA. The record is from the annotation of a GenBank genome assembly. Lineage: Eukaryota; Dinophyceae; Suessiales; Symbiodiniaceae.
AUGGUUAGUCCGCAUCCAGACCCGGCACUGGCCAAGCCAGACUGCAGCUCCGGCCUCGCCCACCAAUGCGACAAGGUGCUCGGGACUCCCGACCCAUUGGCAACGCUGCCACUGGCGGAGCCGAGCGCUAACCUGCCCAGGAUGGAGAUCCCGGCUCCCGCGGUUCCGCUGCCCAGCACGACAUUGCCGGGGGCCGCGAUGGUGCCGGCCUCUGGAGGGAUCAGCGCCCGGUCGGGUGCCUCGGGUAGCCCGUUCGAGGAGCGAUCCACGCAGUUAGUGCCCAUGGGUGAGACCCGAAAAGUCGAGGAGCUCCUGGCAGACGACAGGUUCCUAGACUCCCUGGCUGGCAAGCUGGCGAACCGCCUGGGCGGCAUGGGUCUGCAGGGCCCAAGCGCCACUGCCCGCGGAGCUUCGGCAACCCUUGGUGGCACCUUCUUGGGCCACAUGAAGCGGCCCGAGCCGCCCGCUUUCCAAGAGGGGGCCAUCGGCCCCGACGGGAACAAGGCGACACUACCCAGAGCUCUGCAGGUGGGCGGUGGCCAGCCAGUUGACAAGACGUCGAAGGGCGUGCAACACGCUGACAACAAUGAGGUUCACAUGACCAACAUGGACGUGAAUGCCUUCACGCAGGAAAAGAUGAGGGGCGAGUGCUACGUGCGAUUGCUUGUGCACCCAGAUGCUGCCUCCGCGAAGAAGGCCAUCGUGCCGUACCAGGGAGACAUGAUGAACCCAGACAUCAGCCUGGUUAUGGGCGCGAACAGGCCAAACCUGGUGGUUCCGCCCAAGGCGGCCGUGCCGAACGAGGAGGGCGAGCUCAUGGAGGACGACGAGUUUGCCGACUUCGAGAAGCACGACAAUGUCGCCUUCUCCUUCGUGCGCCACAACCGCUACGAAGCCAUCGAGGCGAUCAUCCAGCAAGAAAGUGGCAUCCUGGAAGCCAAGGACGAAUUUGGCAACAACAUGCUGCACAUCGCCUGUCAGAACGAUCAUCGUCGCAUUGCCAAGCUACUGCUCAAGAACGGCAUCAACGUCAACGAUCAGAACAAAGCUGGGAAUACGCCUUUGCACUACUGCUUCCAGUACAACUUCCUGCACUUGUCGGAUUACCUUAUCGCCCAUGGGGCCGAUGAGACAAUCGCGAACAAGAAGGGCCUGCUACCAUCGGAGGGCACUGGCAUCGGGGAGGGCCAGUAG